Penicillium mononematosum is the source of this 1593-nucleotide messenger RNA. Its product is annotated as rRNA (cytosine-C5-)-methyltransferase RCM1. Gene Ontology annotation, biological process: rRNA base methylation. Gene Ontology annotation, molecular function: methyltransferase activity. Gene Ontology annotation, cellular component: nucleolus. Lineage: Eukaryota; Fungi; Ascomycota; Eurotiomycetes; Eurotiales; Aspergillaceae. The transcript is spliced from 3 exons. The record is from RefSeq and is a predicted model, not a curated record. Bases 1 to 1593 code for a protein of 530 amino acids.
AUGUCCCUCUACUUUGAUGCGGUUGCUAUCUUGACUGCACCCUCCUCAGGGGGCUCAUUCAAGUCCCGGGUUUACAGCGCUCGGGACCUGCGCGCAUCUCCAGCGCAGAUCUAUGCGUUGAUCACGGAGGCUGCUAAAUGGGACACGGUGCUGGCAGAAGUCAUUGACAAGUCAGGCAUUCUCGCCCUGGAGCGCAAGCUCUCUCCACUUCUUGCUCUUCUCCUCGUUCAUGAUCACCUACUCGCGAAAAAGGGCAUUGCCGCACCAGCAACCCACACACUGCGCCAGACAGUGGAGCGUCACAAGGCCAGGCUAAGGGCUGAGUUCACCAAGGCCCGUGUCCGUCGUGGGUGUGCCACUAUCGAGCAAUUCAAGUCUGUCGUCAUACGUGAGAAACGACUGGCUGAUGGAACCAGCCACUUCGUGUACCCGCGCUGGGUGCGCAUCAAUAAUAUCCGCACUACACUUGAAGAGCAGAUGAGCACUACGUUCAAGUCUUACCGUCGGGUAGACACUCUUGCAGAAUUGGCCCCAGAAGACGAGCUGGAAAGCCGAAAGCCAGAGCCUCGAUUGUUCAUCGAUGCCAACAUUCCAGAUUUGGUGGCGGUACCUUUCGGCGCAGACUUCACUGCCUCAUCUGCCUACAAAACCGGAGAAAUCAUUCUCCAGGACAAGGCGUCCUGCUUUCCGGCAUAUCUCCUAACGCUGCAGAAAAUGGUUAGUCUGGCCGGGGCUGACUCGGUCACUGUGCUGCAGGGUCAGGAUUUCCUUGCGCUUGACCCGGAAGAUGAACAGUUUGAGAAAGUUACUGGGUUGUUGUUGGAUCCCAGUUGUUCUGGUAGCGGAAUCAUCGGCCGUGACGAUGUCCCUCAGUUCACACUCCCUGCUGCGGCAGCAUACAAGGCGCCCAAGUCACAUGGAAAGAAAAGGAAACGCCCAGGCAACGAAGACGAAGCAGAUGGUGAACAGUCGAAAGCCACCAUGGGAACUCCGCAGGCAGCGCCCAUAGAUGAAAAUGAUAUCCCAGAUGGGACAAUCGACUCAGAGCGACUGACCAAACUAUCAAGCAUCCAAGCGCGGAUCGUUGAACACGCUCUGCGUUUCUCGAAUGCUACCCGUGUGACGUACAGUACUUGUUCUAUUCACUUAAUUGAGAAUGAGGGUGUCGUGGCUCGCAUUCUGAAUUCUCAGGUCGCCAAAGAGCGCGGCUGGCGCCUCCUGCGGCGCGAUGAGCAGCCUGAUGGCUUGCGUCGAUGGAAGAAACGAGGUGUCCGAGAGGAGCGGCCAGCUGAAGGAGAGACAGGGCCAUCGGGCACGGUAGAUCUCUCUGACGAGGCACUAGAAGCGUGCAUCAGAUCCUGGCAAGGCGACGCAGAAGGCCUCGGAGGAUUCUUCGUAGCUGGAUUCAUUCGUGACCCUGGUCACGCUAUCGCGGCUGUUCCGGCGAAGGGAAGUGGACACGACAAGCACGGUGAGAGCGAUGAAGAGGAAAAAGAGGAAAAAGAUGAAGACGAUGAAGACGAUGAAGACGAUGAAGACGAAGACGAUGAAGACGAUGAAGACGAUGAAGAAUGGGGAGGAUUCUCCGAUUAG